AUGAAUAAAUUAUUCGGAGGAGAUAAUACUAAAUAGACAAGAUUUUAAGUUGCUAAGGAAUCAGUAAAAAUGCUUAUUGAGUCAAAGUUACUUUAUGCAACUUCUCAUGAGAUUGGCAUCGUCUUAAUUGGAACUCAGAAAUCAUCAAACUUUCUCAAUGAUCAAUAUGAGGACUAAUACAAGCACGUGACCACUUUUAGAUAAAUAGAUAAGCUGGAUCUUGAAUCCUUCAGACAUUUAGAGAAUAUAACAUGCGAAAAAGCACCAAUCAAGGACAAUGGAGGAGAUCUGUUGGAUGGUUUAAUAGUUGGCAUGGAUAUGAUGGUGAGACAUUGUGGAGAAAAAAAGUACAAAAAGAGAGUUUUCUUAAUAACCGAUGGUGAAAGAGAGACUAAAUACGAUCCUAGAGAGUUAAAGCAAAUAAUUACCACUUUAAAUGAAAGAGAUACAAGACUCAACAUUAUCACUCUUGAUUUUUGCAAUGAAUUAGCUGAAGAUGAUGAAGAUGAUGAUGAAGAAGAAAGCAAAAAGGAUAGUAAGAAAAAGGAAAGUGCUGCUGAUGAGACCGAAUCUCAGAAUAAAAAUAAGGAAUUCCUAAUGGAGUUAACAGACAAAGUAAAGGGCGCAAUUUUCCCAGCUAAAGUAGCAAUGGAAAUUUAUAAGCAGUUCAAGAAACGUGAGGUUAUGGCAAGAGUCAAAUACAGAGGAAAUUUAGACCUAGCAAAGGAUUUAAAACUAAAUGUUUCAAUAUACUCUAGGACCAGGGAAGAAGUCUUUCCUUCACUAAAGAAGCAUUCAACUAUUGCAAAUGAAAGCACUUCAGCAAAGGAAAGUUUAGUCAAACUAGAAAGAUAAUUCGCCGAAGUUGAUGACCCAGAUCAGUAACCAGUCGAUACAGACUAAUAAAUUAAAGCCUAUAACUAUGGAAAAUAGUUAGUCCCAGUUUCAAAAGAAAAUGAGCAUAUCCUAAAAUACAAACCACCUAAGUAAGAUGAUGAGCAUGAUCCAGCUAAUGAUAUGGAUGUUAAAGUUUAAAAUCAAUCAAAAGUACCUCGCCAUCAUUUCAUUGCAGGAGUCGAUGUAAUAUUGCCUGUUAAAGGUUCUAAGAAUGAGAGAGCAUUUGCAGCACUGGUGUUUGCAAUGAUUGAAACUCAUAGAGUGCUGAUUGCGAGAAUAGUGGAAAGAAAAAAUGUAGAUCCUAAACUUGUUGUUCUCUAUCCUCAUAUCAGCAAAAAGAAGCCACUCCUUUACAUGGCUUAAAUUCCGACUAAUGAGGAAAUUAGAGAUUAUCAAUUCCCUUCAUUAAUUCCAGCCACAAAACCUUAGAAGACAGCUGCAAAAUAGUUGAUCAAAGCUUUGGACUUGGUUGAUUAAGAGGCUGAAGAGGAAAAGUUAAAGCCAGAGAUUACUUUCAAUCCUGCCUUACAGUAUUUUUCGCAAGUUGUUGUGCAUAGAAUUACAGAGCCAGCUUAACAAGAAUUACCUUAGUUAAACCAGCAAAUAGCAGAAUAUGUAAAGCCAGAUAAGAAGCUAUUCCAGCAAGCUGAAGAUGAGAUCAGUGCAUUUGAAGAAGCAUUUGAACUUAAAUACAAUAAUGAGGAUGAAAACAAAAAGAAGAAGAGAGUUUAUUGGAGAGACAUUAUAAGAAAGGAGGAGGAAAAAGUUGCUAAUGAAGAGUAGAAGCUAGAGGAAGAAGAACAGAUUGCAAGAUAGAAGAUUGGUGAUAAGGAUAUGGAUGAUAAGGAAGACAAGAUAAAGGAGAUUUCAUCAAUGAAUCCGAUUGAGGACUUUAAGAAUAUGGUAAAUGAUCGUAAAGUUGAUAGAGUCAGUGAUGCUAUUGAUCAAAUGCAAAAACUAAUUAUUAGAUUCGUUACUAACUCACUUGCUGGUGAUUUGUAUUCAAGAGCUUUGGACUGCUUGAUUGCUUUGAGAGAGUCUUGUAUCAACGAAGAUGAGGGGUAGAAAUUUAAUCAGUUCAUGGAAAAAUUAAAACAAUUGUUCUCCAAGGGAACUAACAAAGAAUUCUUCUAAAGUAUAAUUAAACACAAAAUAAGUUUGAUUACCAAGGAUGAGUCAUCAAUAAGUUCAGUUAUCACUGCUGAUGAAGCUAAGAGAUUUUUGGAAAUAGAUAAAGAUGAUAGUGGGUAGAUGGCUUAGCAAAAGAAAAUAAAACAGGAAGAUGAAUUCAUGGAUGAAAUUGAAUGA
Molecule: messenger RNA, 2205 nt
Organism: Stylonychia lemnae
Lineage: Eukaryota; Ciliophora; Spirotrichea; Sporadotrichida; Oxytrichidae
Source: the annotation of a GenBank genome assembly